Phytophthora nicotianae INRA-310 is the source of this 1147-nucleotide messenger RNA. RefSeq lists its product as hypothetical. Bases 92 to 976 code for a protein of 294 amino acids. The record is from RefSeq and is a predicted model, not a curated record. The transcript has 2 exons. NCBI's taxonomy places the organism in Eukaryota, Oomycota, Peronosporomycetes, Peronosporales, Peronosporaceae.
GUCUAUCCACGCCGAAAUAUAUUCAGCGACGCUAUUGCUCGUUUUCAUUCCUCAAAUUGCAGCCUGCACAGCACCUGGAAAGCUAAAUCCGAUGCUAGCUGGGGCCGUAUUUUCCUCCGCCAUUGUACUGGCGUUGACCUCACGCGUUGAAGCUCAUGGCUACCUCGAACAGCCCAAGCCGUCGUGGAAGGACAAACCGAAUGUUGGAUGGAUUACUAUGGUCGACAACUACUGGGACAUCGGAUCCGGUGGCGACCAAAUAGGCAAGUUUAAGGCGAUGGCCAAGGAGAAGGGCAUGUCUGUGAAGGACGUGGUGCUGGACAUGGUCAAGGACCAGAAAUGUGGUAACACGCUGGAAAAUGGGGACCCCCAGCCAAUUCCGGCCGACGGGAAAGUCAAGUGGCAUGGCAACGAGGGCGGCGGCUUCACCCACACUGGCCCUUGUGAAAUCUACCUAGACGACAAGAUGGUUCUCCACGGUGAUGACUGCGAGGACGAGUUCAAGGGUGGCCCCAAUGGCUCGAAACAAACGUCCGAUAUGCCAGUGGACUUUUCAUCGUGCAACGGUAAAUGCUUGUUGACGAUCUAUUGGCUGGCGUUCCAGAACGCGCAGUGGCAGACCUAUGUUAACUGCGUGCCUCUGGAAGGAAGUGGUGGAGGCGGCUCAACGCCGACGACACAGGGCUCGUCGAAGGAAGCCGAGUCUUCCGGAGCGUCAGAGAAUGAGAAGCAAGCUGAAGCAUCAGGAAAUUCCGAUACUAAGCAGGAUUCUCCAUCGACGGAGACGAAGUCGACUGAAGGCUCAUCGACGGGAAAGCAGGAAUCUCCGGCAGCAGAAACGCCAGCAACUACCACCCAGACUACCCAGGCGCCCUCGACCCCUGAUGCUCCUUCGACUCCUGAAGCUCCUUCAACGGAAGAUACGAAAUGCAACGCACCUGCCCGCCGUCUUCGCAAGAAGCUCUUCGUGGCGUAGGAAACUGCACCGUACAAUUUGUUUUGCAUGACGUCCGCUGUUGCCAGGCGCGGGCAAUGUCCAUGACUUCCAUCCCGUAGUGUUUAAAGAUAAUGAGAGCCAUUUUAGAAUGGCUCUUUGGUGCCGUUGUUAGCUGAUUUUGAUACCAGUAGUAGUAUCGAGCGAGGCCUC